This is a messenger RNA of Xiphias gladius (swordfish), 2381 nucleotides long. Its product is annotated as alpha-1,3-mannosyl-glycoprotein 4-beta-N-acetylglucosaminyltransferase C-like. Gene Ontology annotation, molecular function: acetylglucosaminyltransferase activity. Gene Ontology annotation, biological process: protein N-linked glycosylation. The record is from RefSeq and is a predicted model, not a curated record. The coding region runs from base 109 to 1515 and encodes 468 amino acids. The transcript is spliced from 5 exons. NCBI's taxonomy places the organism in Eukaryota, Metazoa, Chordata, Actinopteri, Istiophoriformes, Xiphiidae.
UCACCGUUGACGUCCUCUUAAAUUUUCCUUGCCUUAUAAGUGGAAAAUUAAGGAGUGUAAUCCACUGACAGCCACCGUGCUGCCGCAGCGAACUUGCGGAGGGAGGAAAUGCGACGUCAUUCAAGGAAGAAGAAUGUUUUGGCAGUGCUCCUUCUCAUUGGGGGAUUGUACUUCAUUAGCCAUUCAGACUUCCUCAUUGCUGGCCUGACAAGGUCACAUCAAAGUGUACAUCUAAAUGAAUUAUCUUGGCAAGCAGAGAGGUUGGUUAGUAAGGAGUCCUGGGUUGAACAGGGAGAUUACCUCCCUCUCAAUGUGUCCUAUCAGCUGCUUGCUGGAGCACCAUCGACUCAACAGAGGUAUUUAUCUGUUGGAUUAUCAUCGGUAAAGAGGAAGAAGGGCAGCUAUCUAAUUCCCACCCUUCAGUCCCUCUUCUCCCAGUCGUCUCCUGAAGAGAGCUCCUCCAUGGUGGUGAUAGUGCUGCUAGCAGAUUUCGAUGUGACCUGGAGGGUCACUACAGUGAGGGAGAUCAAAACUGCAUUUGCCUCACAGCUGGAACAAGGCCAUCUGGUAGUCCUCCAUGUUCCUCAGUAUUGGUAUCCUCCUGUUACAGGUCUAAAGAGGAACUACAAUGAUGCUCCAGAAAGGGUAUCAUUUCGCUCCAAGCAGAACUUGGAUUACUCCUUCCUCAUCCACUACAGUGCUGGUCUUGGCCAGUACUACCUCCAGUUGGAGGAUGAUAUCUCUUCUGCCAAAAACUUCCUUACCACCAUCAAGAAACACGUUGAGGAGCAAGAGGCAAAGAAGACUACUUGGGCAAUGCUGGAGUUUUCAGCCCUUGGCUACAUCGGGAAACUCUACAAAUCAGUCCACCUUCCUCUCCUGGCCCGCUUCCUCUUCCUCUUCUACCAGGAAAUGCCCUGCGAUUGGUUGAUGUCUCACUUUCGAGUGCUUCUGACUCAGAAAGAGCCAAUCCUAUUUAAACCCUCACUGUUCCAGCACAUGGGCACUUUUUCCUCAUUCCAAGGGACAUACAACAAGCUAAAGGACAAGGACUUUGAGGAGGGGUUCUACACUAAUCCUGCAGCUGAAGUUUACUCUGAUAUGUCCACAUACCAGAAGCACUUCCCAAAACUGGCCUGGGAUGCUGGGGAAGGAUUUUUCUGGGGACGCUCCCCAGAAGAACGAAAUUACCUGACUGUGGUGUUCACGGACCCUACAGUGAUAACAAGUAUAUUUGUAGAAACAGGUUCAGGGGGUAAAGACCUCCUGCAGGCAGCUCAGGUGGAGAUAGGCCACGACAUAGUUACCAUCGAGAAAGGGGAGAAAAGUUGUAAAGAGUUCCAGUCAGUGGGGACGUUAGAGAAUGGGAAGUUCGAGAUGCAGGAGAUUGACAAAAAUUAUAGCUCUGCCUCUUCCUGUCUGAGGAUACAAGUCACAGCUACGCAGAAAGAUUGGGUGAUCAUUAAGAAAAUCAGGAUCACAACAAAGCUGAAUACACCUACACCCCAAGCAUAGGUGUGAAUUCUUCCUGUCAGAUUAAUAAUGUAUUAUUAUCUGCUACAGAUCUGCUAUCUGAACAUUUUACUUUCGUGCCUUGUUAAACAGUUUCAUUGAUGAAACAAGUCAGUGCUUAAUGCAACUGUGUAAAGCUACUGUAGGUAUGAAAAAAAUGUUUGAACAAGCUCUGUGAUGUCUCUUCAACUUAAUGAAGACAUUUGCAAUGUUAAAGCUCAUAUCUGCAAAAAGAAAGCAGUUCCAUGUGUUUAUAUAUUUUAAUACAUUAAAGUAAAUACAUUAUGACUCAGUCUGACUUUGACAUGUGCAUGUUAAAGCUGCCUAUUUUUAUUGUCUAUUGUUUGUAAAUGUUGAGAUGGGAGGAGGGAGCAACUCACUGAAAUUCAUGUGGUUUUAUAAUGAGUCAUGGGGACAGGGACAUUGUGUGUUGCAGGCAAAUGUGCUGUGGUUUUAUUUCUCAAACUAUGGAAGACAGGGUGAGAUUGUAAGACACAUUGGCCUUUUAAUCAAAACACAGCAAAGUUUUCGUAGAAGUUGAGAGGAUACCUAAUCAAACUACUGCCUGACAAAAGCAUGUUCUAACGGUCAACUCUUGUUUCCACAGAGGAGAGAACAACAUCUCAUUCUUAUGCAAUGUUUAAUCACACUGGAACUCUUAUUGUUAUGCUGGUCAGCUCACAGAGAAGUAAGACAUUUUAGAGGGACAACUGAUAAAAUAGUAACCAGAACAGAAGUAUAAGCCACAUAGAAAGAGGGAGGGAGGAGAUAGGUCGAUAUAGGCAGUGUCAAAAUGGAUUUGGGAUGGGGGUGAGGUAGUUGCUUCUGUCAGUAAUCAUAAUGAGUCAUACAUCCAUCAAAAAAUAUUU